Messenger RNA from Rodentolepis nana, 1122 nucleotides. NCBI's taxonomy places the organism in Eukaryota, Metazoa, Platyhelminthes, Cestoda, Cyclophyllidea, Hymenolepididae. The record is from the annotation of a GenBank genome assembly.
AUGCAUUUAUAUGACGAAGAUGAGCCUAUAGAAAAGAGAUUCGAAGAUUUGUGUCAAAUUUUGUGUAUCGAAGGCCCUGUUCGUGAAGAAGCAUGGGAUAAAUACAAAGAAGUUUGGAACAAUUAUUCGAUUGAGGGAGAUCAGCUUCAAUGGCUGGUAUGCUCCUUGUAUGAGUGUUGUCGGCGUCCAAGUACUGCAGACAGUGUGUCCGGUCAAAUCGUUGUCCUCGAAAAUGCCUACGUCUCACUUACUCGCCUUCUAGCCACCGCAAAAAUGAGUCUAGUGCAGUUCUUUCACCGUAUUCGGAAGUGGGCCGACAUGACGGAAAUGUCAGAUGAUGCUCAUGAUCGAAUUGAGCGACUGGAAAGGCAGUUUGCUGUCUCCUCAGUGACAUUUAGACACUUCUCAAAGGACUUCCCUCUCUACUUCCGGAGCCUCGAUGGUGGCGUUGAAGAAACUGAUGAACCCGAUUUGGAUCCCCAUUCCCAACUCACUCCUGUGGAUAUAUUUCGUUUUAUUUGGUUGCUUUUUGUUAAAACUCGGGCCAAUUUUCCAGCUAUUGCCGACGACCUCGUAAAUUCAUACUACAUUCUCGCCUGUUGCAUGGACUGGAUGUUGGGUGUCCUCAUUCUGGCCCGAGCUACUCGACUCAUCAAUAUUCAUUAUCGUAUCGAUCCCCGGAGUGGAAAUGGCCCAUUAAGUCACUCCUCAAUACUCAACCUAUCUUCAUCUUCGGUCGAUUCCUUGCCUUGUAUGUUGAGGUACAUCUGUGAGGAUAGUGGUAUCAAUUACGUAGAAUGUAAGGCUAUUAAAGAGAACUUCUUUCGCCCCUACGUUGUGAGGUUGAUUGAGAAGGAUUUUAUCAAAUUACACCCACCUGGACCAGAGGGUAUUCUGCAGCCGGAGAAUUUUGCUGGUAUUUUGCAGCGUCUCACUGACCAUUAUGAGGAGUAUAUUCUUGGAACAGGGGAUUUUGAUGAGAGGGUGUUCCUCAGUCCCAAUGCGGCUGAAGAGAUUGGUUCUGCGAGACCAGAGAGCCUCGAUCGAAAGGCAAUCCCACGUGAUCCAAUCGAAAGCCUAGACGCUGAAGGCUUAAGUGGCAGCCUCUACAUGGGAGCAACA